AAAUCAAAUCAUCUCCCACAUUGUCCUAAGACAUAAACAAACAAUUCUGUGUCAGUUUACGACCGGAAUGUCAAGAUCAAGCUCUUCCGGGGUCGACCUUUUCGGAAGAAACAUCUCUCAGUCCCAGUUCAGCUCACUUCCAGAAAAUGGCCUCCUCUGCUGUUGCCGGUGGAUCGGCGGAGAGCUUACUCGAGUCCUUCUUCCUGGUGCUCGUGUACGGGUUCGUGAUGUUCCGGGGUUCGAAGUUAGCUAACGAGGGCAGGCAGGCCUUGCUCAAGAUAUUCACUCCGGGCAUCACGAGUGCUAUGUUCUUGAGUCUCGCCAGCUCUCUGCCUACUGCUAUUGUCAUCCUCGUGUCGGGACUUCGGGGGAGCAAAUCGAGUGCACAAGAUCAAAUCUUCAUUGGUAUGGGCUCCCUCGCUGGUUCGACCAUCAUGUUGCUCACACUUCUGUGGGGAUCUUGCAUCAUAGCCCACAUAAAAAAUGGUUACGCAGUUAAAACUGACUCUGAGGUGAGUCACACCGCAAGGAUCAUGAUUAUAUCAGCCCUUCCAUUCAUAAUCGUCCAAUUACUCUUGGUGCUUCGGAGAAACAUCCAAGUUCGACUACUGAUCUUGAUUUCGAUGAUUGUUUCCAUGGCCCUAUUCAUCUCUUACGGCCUAUAUCAGAUCUUCUCCCCUUGGAUUCAGGGUAGAAGACUGGCCUUUGUGCACCACAAUGACGUGAUAUCCCUGGGAAUUCCCGGUGUUCAUGGACUCGAUAGGCUUCUCUCAGACAGUGGUGAACCGAACGUCGAAGCCUUGCACAAGUUGUUUAAAGCGCUGGACAGUGAUUCAGAUGGGCUGCUCUCAGCCGCGGAACUCCGAGCCCUCAUCUUAGGAGUCCAGUUUGAAGAGAUAGAUCUGGGAAUCGACGAGCCUUUGAGGAAACAUUUGAAAGACAAGAUAGUGGACGAGAAUUCUAAGAUGGACAAGGAUGAGUUCAUCAGUUUCAUGUCCAAAUGGCUCGAGGAUUCGAGGCAUUCGCUACUCAAUUUGAAGCGCCUGGGUGAUGGAGUUAUUGCAGCAAUAAAGUUCAAGCACUUGCUUCUGCAUAGACGGCGCAUUACUCUGCUGAGCGGCCAAUCAGAUGGGGCUGGAGGUUCAGGUCACAGCACGACGACCCAUAGUCCACUAAUCCAGUCAAGAGAUGAGGUUGUGAUCCCGAUCAAGAACCCGAUAUCGAGGGCCACCGUAGCUGCUCUUAAGCUGCUUUGGGGAGCACUGAUUGUUGCUGCCUCUGCAUAUCCGCUCGUGGAUGUUGUUGACAACUUUUCGGCUGAAUCAAGCAUACCUUCGUUCUCUGUCUCAUUUGUGGUGACCCCUUUAGCUUGCUACAGCUGGAUUUGGUCAGCUCUGCUCCUCGCCGGGAAGAAGAAGACUCGGAUGUUGUCUCUAACAUUCUCAGAGAUUUAUGAGGCGGUAACUGUGAACAACACAUUCUGCUUCGCGGUGUUCUUGGCUAUUGUUUAUGCUCGGGACCUGACAUGGAAGUUCUCUUCUGAGGCAUUAGUGACUCUAGUUGUCACCAUUCUCGUCGGUCUUAUAGCCGGUUUCAAGACGGAUUUCCCACUUUGGACAUCCAUAUCAGCCUAUGUACUCUACCCGUUGUCAUUGGCUCUGGCGUAUCUCCUCAGUUAUGUUCUCGGCUUCUCGUAGGUGUAGCAGGCCAUUGAAGGAGAAGGGACGACAAUAGCAGAUCGAAUCAAAGUUUUGAACUUCAGCAGAACGCUUACAUACAGGAAGUAGGCAGUGCCUCAGGUUAUCAUUCCCCACCCCCCCGCAAGCAAGUUGUCAUGUAUUAUUCCUCGAUUUGUAGGACAAUGUCGUUGAACCAAGAAAUUGUAUGUCAGUGAUUCUUCAAUUUAACUUGGUACCGACAUGAUUUUUCUAGAUAAAA
This is a messenger RNA of Punica granatum (pomegranate), 1938 nucleotides long. The record is from RefSeq and is a predicted model, not a curated record. Lineage: Eukaryota; Viridiplantae; Streptophyta; Magnoliopsida; Myrtales; Lythraceae.